Molecule: messenger RNA, 1568 nt
Organism: Amphibalanus amphitrite
Lineage: Eukaryota; Metazoa; Arthropoda; Thecostraca; Balanomorpha; Balanidae
Product: degenerin del-1-like
Exons: 8
Coding region: 101-934 (277 amino acids)
Biological process (GO): sodium ion transmembrane transport
Cellular component (GO): membrane
Molecular function (GO): ligand-gated sodium channel activity
Source: RefSeq, a predicted model, not a curated record
CCACCAAUGGCAAAACGGUGUUUACGGAAACUGUUUUACAUUCAAUUCCGUGUUUUACAACGCUUCUGAAGACUUUGUGGACUUAUCCGGGAGACAGCGGAUGAAGCACGUGAAAGUCACCACACACUACGGAGCCAGGUAUGGCCUCCGACUAAUGCUCAGUCCAGAUCUCGAGGAAUAUAUCCCAGCAGUGACCCCCGGCCACGGAGUCAGAGUCUCGAUACAUCAUCCUCGUACAGUGCCCUUUCCAGAAGAUACUGGACUGAAUGUUCCGAUUAACUCGAGGACGUCAAUACGAGUUACUAUGAAUGAUAUAGCUCGUGUAAAGGAGCCACAUGGGAACUGCACAUCGGACGAUGAGUGGAAUAAAAACUACGUGGGAGCCUAUACGUCAGAGGGCUGUGUGAACGUCUGCCUGGAGAGGCGGAUCAGGGAGCGCUGUCACUGUAUUCGGAUGUUGAACACCAUACUUACCAACGGCGAUGAUGACGAUAUGGUCAGGUGUAACCCUACCAAUAGCACACAAGACCAGUGUGUUGCGGUGGUUCGCGUUAACUUUCUGCAGAACAAGGAGCCCUGUGUAUGCUUCAAUCCGUGUUCGGAGCGUCGUUACGACACAUCGCUGUCUUUUAAUGGCGACAACCACAACUUCUCGGACAUUCUGGCGCCUCUGAAAGAAGUGCUCAUCCCUCUGGAUCCUGUGAAGAUUCAUGUCUAUAUGGAAUCCCUUUCAGCUUCGCUCAUCAAAGAAGCACCGGCAUUCACGCCGUUCACCCUGAUCUCAAACAUCGGCGGCUCCUUCGGACUGUUCGUUGGCCUCUCGCUCGUGACCGUCGUCGAAAUCCUUGAGUUUCUCUUUGAUUUCUGCGUGAUGAUGGUCCCUCGUACCCGCCGCGCACAUGCGGUGAAAAAGGGCGUCGCGCCUGCCGCCUAGCGGCGAUGGAAGGAACUGUAAUGUUAUCAAGUCGAACACAGAUGGGCCUACUGUUAUGUUGUGAGGCGUGAUAUUUGUUUGAGAAGGUAGCGAGCUGUUAAUGAAAUUGAACUUAAUGUUGCUAGAAAUGUGUGGCUUAUGAGCGAUUGCUUUUAAUUAAUUUAUUCAUUGUUUUCGUUACAUUAUAUUAAUCAUUAGGAGGUGAUGAACAAGGGCUCUUUUUAUUAACUAUUUUUAUGUGACCUGUGCCGUCAUUAAAUCGGAAUGGUGACAUUUUGUUGAUGUUUAUUAUUUGUUAGCCUUAAUGAGCUCUUGAUGUUUCGAUGAAAUAGGUUAACAGUUCCAUAAUUUUCUUCUUUACCUUCUUCACAUUGCUUUUGCAUCGCACCACUAAUUGUACUAUAUCUUCAAGUGUUAUAUAAAUGACAGCCAGUAGUUUUAGGAUCAGGCGACCCUACGCACAUGUGUAUUGACCGUUGACGGGGACAACCACAGUGGAAAUGUAUCGAGUGCUGUUACCAUAUGACAUAUCUUGCUGUCUAGCUAAUAAUCAUCUCUAGGUAUAAGUAUGCUUAUCGAUAAGUGUCGUGUUGUGUUGUAAUACCUAUGCUGGUUACCGGGCAGUGCCUUGAGC